This is a messenger RNA of Asparagus officinalis (garden asparagus), 1767 nucleotides long. RefSeq lists its product as uncharacterized. The record is from RefSeq and is a predicted model, not a curated record. Gene Ontology annotation, molecular function: catalytic activity. The coding region runs from base 1 to 1767 and encodes 588 amino acids. The transcript has 3 exons. NCBI's taxonomy places the organism in Eukaryota, Viridiplantae, Streptophyta, Magnoliopsida, Asparagales, Asparagaceae.
AUGGCUCUUUUUGAAAUAAAAAUCAAGACUAGUAAGCUACCUGUUGUAUCUAAGAAAAUUGCUAGCACCUGGAAGUGGUUUUCAAAUGAUCAUAACUCUAGCAAAGCUAGAAUUCUUCUUCUUUGGGAUCCUAAUAGCCUGGAAGUUCAAAUUGACAGUCAAUCAUCUCAACAUAUCACUUGCUUGGUUAGAUCUUUUGAUGGCAGGAUUGAUUGUCUUAUUAUAACUUCAAUAUAUGGUCAUAAUCAAUUGGAAAAUAGAAGAGAUCUUUGGCAAGAGCUAAAUCAAGCCAGGUUAUCUGCUGGAAAUAAGCAUUGGAUUCUUUGUGGUGACUUUAACACUAUCACUGGAAGUGAUGAUAAACUGGGUGGUGCAGUGGUAACUGAGACUAAAACUACGGAUUUCAUGGAUUUCAUUGAUGAUUGCCACCUAUCUCACAUGAAAACUGAAGGCUGUCAUUUUACUUGGAAUAACAAGCAAGAAGCAAACUCAAGAGUUUGGAGUAGGUUGGAUCGAACCUUGGUAAAUGAUGCUUGGCUAAAUCUUUAUAAUUCCAAUCAUGUGGAGUUUUUACAACCUAGUUUCUCAGACCAUUCUUCAGCAUUGGUUUCAAUUUAUGAUGAAUGUGUUCAAGGUAAAAAGCCUUUUAAAAUUUUCAAGAUGUGGAUUAAGCAUGAAGAUUACAUUCCCACUGUCUCUUCUAUAUGGCAAACAUCUAUUACUGGCUGUAAGAUGUACUCUGUUGCUAGCAAGCUGAAGCUUUUGAAGGUUGCUCUGAAGGACCUCAAUAGGAAAAUUUUUCAUAAUAUAAGUGAACAAGUAAAUAGGGCAAAGAUAAAUCUGAAAAAAGCUCAAAACAACUUACAAGCUGAUCCUCUCAAUUCAGUACUUAUUGCACAGGAGAAAGAAUGCAUAGUUACUUUUAAUAGAUUGUUGGAGUGUGAAUUGUCCUUCUAUCAGCAAAAAUCAAGGAUUCAAUGGAUUGUGCAAGGUGACAGAUGUACAAGUUACUUUCAUUCUGCAAUCAAGGCUAAGAGGCAUCUCAACAGAGUAAAUCUACUCUAUAAUAGUGCAGGUGACAAAAUUACUGAUGCACAAACAAUUGCUCUUUCCACUGCUGUGACUAAGGAUGAAAUCAAAAAUGCUGUUUUUUCCAUGGAUGGUAAUAAAGCUCCAGGUCCUGAUGGAUUUAAUAUGUCCUUUUACAAGUCUGCAUGGAGUAUCAUAGGAGAUGAGGUUUCACAGGCCAUUCUUGAGUUUUUCAGAACUGGGAAGCUCCUUGGUCUUGGGUUUCCUGAUAUUUUUAUAAAUUGGAUCAUGGUGUGCAUUACAUCUCCUAAGUACUCUAUUUCCUUAAAUGGUACUCUUCAUGGAUAUUUCAAAGGAGAAAGGGGUUUGAGACAAGGUGAUCCUAUCUCUCCUUAUUUGUUUACAUUGGGUAUGAAGUUCCUGUCAAGGAAAUUGGAUAUGUUCAAGGAGGACAGAUCAUUUAAAUUUCAUCCUAGAUGUGGUGAACUAAAAAUCAUUCAUCUAAUAUUUGCGGAUGAUCUCCUCCUCUUUUCAAAGGGUGACAUACAUUCUGUUAAACUUCUUUUCAAUUACUUCAAGGAGUUUAGUGAGGUAUCAGGUCUGGUAGCAAAUCCAGAAAAACGUAAGAUUUUUUACGGUGGUGAUGAUAACUAUGCCAAAUGUCUGAUUAGAAAUCUCCUGAAUUUCACAGAGGGUGCUUUGCCCAUCAAUUACCUGGGGGUUCCUUUGAUAUCCUAA